Paramecium primaurelia is the source of this 5002-nucleotide messenger RNA. NCBI's taxonomy places the organism in Eukaryota, Ciliophora, Oligohymenophorea, Peniculida, Parameciidae. The record is from the annotation of a GenBank genome assembly.
AUGUAAUUUAUUUCAAAGUUGUCAUCCUACUUUGUUGCGAUUGGUACUAAUAUAGAAAGAAGAACAAAAAAUAUUGACUAUGGUAACAUGGCCAAGAUAUUAUAUUAUUUCAUUUAACUGAUUGGAUAUAUUUAUAGUCAGUUUGAACGAAAGGCAAUAUAAUAUUAUGAAAAUGACUUUUUAGCAUAAGUAAGUUAAUAAUCGUCAAUUCCUUUUAUACUAAUUAUCAUUCAUUAUGAUCCUUUGACGAUUUUUGCAUAUUUCUGUGUAUUUAUUGUAAUGUUAAGCACAUUUAUAAUUGUUUUAUUUCAAAUCCUUUUAAAAGUAAAAUCUUGAUAAUAUAAUUAUAGUCCUUACCAUCAUCAUCACCUAUUAAUAAAUUUGUUAAAUUUUAUUUUCAGAACUUUUAAUGGUUUUUUUUGACUCCUUUUAAUGAAUGCAUGAUAGGUGUGAUUACAUGUGGAAAAUAAUCAUAUUUAAUAUAGCAUUCAGUAAUAGAACCAUCAGAAUGUUUAUAACAAAUAUCUCCUCAUUAUGUGAUUAUUAGCUUCUUAGGUGUUAUUUUGGUUUCAUUAUCAGGAAUAGUAUCUGUUUAUUAUUUUAGAAAUUAUGAUUUUUUGUAAGCAGGAUUAUUAAGAAAGUUUUCACAUAUAAAUUUUAUAACUAUAUUUUUACACUAACUUUUAAUUAUUUUAUCAUUUUGGAAAUAAAUGUAUUAAAAUGAAUAUGUAAUUGUGUAUUCAUGUUAUUUCUUAAUAAUGUUUUGUUUAUUAUUUGAUGUAUUUACAUAAUUACCAUUUGGAUUCACUACUGAAACGAUAUUUUAUUCAUAAAUUUUAAUAACUUCAAUUUUCUUUGGUGCAUUAAUAUCAUAUUGGAUGUUUUCAAAAUCUGAUGAUGGAGUUAUUUUCUUAACUAGCUGUAUAAUUAUUCCAGUAUAUAAAAACUUUAAUAUUAGUUAAUAUUUACUUUGAACUAAGCCUAUUUUUAGAAUCAAUUUGAUGAAGAGAGUUUAAGAUUUUGCUCAAAUAUUGGAUAAACCCUGAAUGAGUUUACUUUGGAAUAUUUUGUAUUAAUUUCUCAUCCAAUUACUAUGACUAAGCAAAGUUAUUUUAAAUUUAUUAGAUAUUUAAAUAUUCAUUGUUAAACCUGCAAUGAUAUAAAUUGUCCUUGUAAAAAAUAAUUGAGAAACUAUAUUACAUCAAAUUAGACUUUAGAUUGUGAACCUCUUUAUGUUUGGGUGCAAUAUCAAUUUUAGAAAUUAAUAAAACAGUCUAUGAAUAAAGAAUGUCCUGAUGGGAUUUUUGAAUAAUUAACAAUCAAGUUUGUCACAUUCUUAAAAAAAUAUCGAAGUAAUUAAUAUUUGUCUUUUAAAAAUAUCUAAGAUGUUGUUAUAAGCUAUAAAAAAUAAUAAAAGAAUUAGACUAAUUCUUUAUAAUUUUUCAUUCAUUUAACUAGAUAAAUUUAAUUGAAUAGUAAAUUAGAUAUUGAAUAAUAAAAUCGAAACCAACAUUUACUAAGUAAAAAUGAAUAUAAAUCUUUAAAUGAUUUAAAUUUAUUUUUAUUUUAUGAAAUUUAAAUUAUGUAGAAUAUCAUGAUGGCUCUUUAUUUAUAAAAAGAAUUAUGGACAUGUUAUACUAAUGGAAAUAUAAAAAACUAUGAUGAUUUGAUGGUUUAAUUAAAAAAGAUUUCAAUUUAAGAUUCAAUUGUUCAAAAGGAUUAUAAUUAUUUCAAUUCUUAAAGAGAAGAUUAUAAAUAUGAAAAUAUUUUAAUUAUAAGAUUGUAAUUAUUAAUUUCAAUGGUUUGUUUAGAUGAUUUAAAUAAAUAACUGUCUCUUGCUAAAAAAUUAUAACUUAUGUAAUAAGAAUAAUUAGCUUAAUCAUCUUAUCAAUUUCAUAUUUUAAAUUAUAUAAAUGGUGCAGCUAUUACUAUUUAAUAAUUAGUUUCAUUUGAAGAAUAUGAUAUUAAAAAUAUUUCAAUAACAGAUAAUUGUAAAAAGUUUUUUGGAUAUGAAAAUUAAGAUGAUACACCUAAAUUAAAAUAUUUGAUUCCUAAUAAAAUUAGAUCAAUUCAUAAAGGACUUAUUGAUAGAUUUUUGUUUCUUGGACAUAGUUCUAAAAUUUAUUCUAGUUAAGAUACCUUUAUUGUAAAUAAGAAUUAAUUCCUUGAAAAGGUAUCUAUGAGUUUAACAGUGUUAUUUCCAAAUUAAGGUAGUGAUUACUAUUUUUAUGUAUUUGCACAUUUAUUAAAGAAAUCAGGGUCUCAAAAGUAUAAUUAAAUGAUGAAUCAAUAAGGAUAUAUUUUAAUAGAUAAGAAUUUCAACAUUUUUGGUAUAAGUCAAAGUAUUUAAAACAAAAUUAAUUAAUUUUCAUAAAAUGAAAUCAAUUUUUGUGAAAUUUAUGACAAAUUAUCAAUAUUUUACAUUUUUCCUGAACUCUUAGUAAAAUUACAGGAACAUUUUACAGAUAAAUAAAUAAGAAAUAUAAGAUAAUAAGAUGAAGAAGUAAUAAUUCAAAAAAAUACAAUGAAUUUUGUUUUACCUAAUUAUGACAUUAUAAUAAAUGCUACAAAUUAAAAAAUAAAAAAUAAUAAGAUUGAUUUUGAUAUUAAAAAUAGACAUAUAUUAAACGAUCUUAUAGAAUUUGAGAAACAGUUUACUGAAUAUUAAAAUACAUCUUAUUCUUUUCAAGUAGAAUUUACAAUGAUUUCCAAAAUAUUAAAUCCUUUAAUUGAUGGUAUAUAGAAAGAUUUCCUUUACUUUUUAAUAGAUAUUCAGUUUGAGAAUGAUUAAAAAUCAAGUAAAUGCACUUUUUAAAAGCUUCCAUCUGAAUCAGAUGAAAAUCAAUAAAAGAAUACUUCACAAUAAAAGAUCCAUAAUUAAACAUAAAAUUAAACAUAAUUAGUAAUUUAAUCAUUUGAAUCCGAAAAUCGAGAGUUUUUAAGCUAUAAAUAAAUUAGAGCAUCAUCUACUACUUCAGAAAAGAGAAGUAGCAAUAAUUUAAAUUUUUAAAUCACUUUUCUUCGAUAAAUGAUAACUAAUUCUAUAUUGCCGAAUCAAAUUUCAAAUUUAUAGUCCUUUUUUUUAUUAUAAAUUAUAUUAAUAAUUGGUAUAAUUAUAUCAUUAUUAAUAUUUUUUGAUAGAAAAUCCUCUAUGUAAUCAGAUUGCAUUAAAAUUAUCACUUUAGAUUUAGAUUUUCUUGAUGCAUAUUCACAAAUAAUGAGUGGAUCUAGACAUUUAAUAUAUUAUAGGGAUUUUUAUACAUAAAUGAAUGACUCCACUUUGUUAAUUGAUAAUAAAGUCUUAAAUUUUAGCAAAUACAAUAGACUAUAUAUUGCUUGGAAUCACUUAAAUCUUGGAUUGAAUAGAUUAAUAAGCAUAUAUGAAUAAAAUAGUAAAGUCUUUUAAUAAAAAUCAGAAGAAUCUAUAAAUAUUUAUAUUAUUAAUGGUAAUCUUUAGAAUAAAAUAAUUUAACCAGUUUCUGAAUUAACUACUUAUUUUUAAAUAAUGUUUUAAAUUUUCUACUUAUCUUAACAAACUUAAAGUUAAAAUAUUUCAAAUUAUUUAUCAGAUUCAAUAGACUCUUACUCAACCUAAAUCAGUAGAUCUUUGGUAUACUAUAAUUAUUUUGAUGUUGUUAAGAUUUUCCAAAUGAAAAUUGAUUCUUGUAAAAAUUACAAUAAUUAUAUAAAUGAAUAUUUAGACUCUAUUUCAAAUUAUGUAUUUGUUGGCUUCUACAUUAUUGCUAUUUUAAUUGCCCUCUCAUAAUUGAUAUUCAACUAUAAAGUAAAUAAAUAAAUAAAAUUCAAUUUUGAUAUAUUCGUCAAAUGUGAUUCUUCAGAUGGAAAUCUAUUUAUAAGAAAAAAUGAUUAGUUGAAACAUAUUUUAACAAGUAAUUCAGUUCUAUUAAGAAAAUAAAGUUUCAUGAGACUUCUAGAAAAACCUUUUGCUGAGUAUGAUCAAAUAAAGGUUUAAAAUCAUAAUUCAAUGUCAGCAAUAGUAAAAACUUUCAAUUCUUAAGAUAAACAUAUAGUAAUAAAGAAUCAUCUUUCAAAGUUUAAUUAAAUAGUCACUUUGACUUUUAUUUGUGUUAUAGGACUGAGUUAUGGAAUGGGAUUUCAAAUAUAUUAUAAUAUCAUUUCAAAUAAUGUAUAACCUUAUAAUGAAGAAGCUAUAGAUUCUUAAUAGCUUCGAUUAACUUCAAUCACAACAAUUAACAAAUAUGAUUAGUAUUUAAUUAAGACUUUAUUUGAGUCUUAUUAUAAUUUAGCAUUAAAUGAUUCUUCGUUUAUUGUAACUGAAAAUAUAUUAUCUGAUUAUUUAAUACUAAAUUAAUUAGAAUUUAAUACUACUCUUUUAAGUUAAGAAAUUAAAGAAUUUUAACAUUUGAAUUUUACAAAUUUUCUAUUUAAUUCUAAAACUUUUAAAACUAUAAGUGAAAAUGAAUAAAAUGAAAUUUUAUUACAUGAUACUUGUGUUUUAACAGGUUGUGAUAUGUAUUCUUAAUUGCUUAAACAAAGAAUGUUUAAUGAAAUCUUAAAUCCAUUUUUUUAUUAAGGAAUAGUUAACCUACACUAUAUAUUGUCUUAAAUAUAUUAUGAAAUUGAUAUAAGUUUAUAAUAUCCAUAAAGUAAUUUAGAUAGAUUUAAGAAAAUUCAAAAUUUUUUUAAUGAACAUAAUUAUAUGAUUUAUAUAAUGUGGGGACUUGAUGCAAUUUAAUUUUAAAUUGGUUAAUUUUGUUAAUAUUUUGUGAAUGUUUCUUUGGAUGCAAUAUCCAAUUUAACCAUAAACUCUUAAUAGAGCAUUAUUAUUUUUGGUCUCGUAACAAUAUUUGCUAUAAUAAUUCUAUAAUUGCUAUUUAUUUAUUACUAAAUUUAAAGAUAUCACUUAUCGAAAUCACUUUUGAAAUUAAUUCCUCUCGAGAUAAUUUUCAAGAAAAACUUAUACAAAUAAUUAGUACUUCAUGAAAAAAGAAGUCGAGUUGAUUUAACAUUUUAAUUUUGA